Molecule: messenger RNA, 1232 nt
Organism: Eriocheir sinensis (Chinese mitten crab)
Lineage: Eukaryota; Metazoa; Arthropoda; Malacostraca; Decapoda; Varunidae
Exons: 6
Coding region: 239-1156 (305 amino acids)
Molecular function (GO): protein binding
Source: RefSeq, a predicted model, not a curated record
AGAGGAGGUGCAGCAGGGCCGGCGCGGUGCGGGAGUUGUGCUGCUGACCGGGAACUCACUUGUGCUGCAGAAAGUCGGCAGAGGCAGUGGUGGUCUCUACUCGUGCAGCGCCGAAAACAUACGAGGCAACGAAACGAGCAACGUCAUCCGUCUCCAUGUGAUUUACGCGCCGCGGUGUCAGGUUCAGGAGCAGGUAGUGACGGUGACACCGGGAGUUAACGAGACUCUCAAGUGUGCAAUGGACGCCCAUCCACCACCAGAUCGCUUCUUUUGGUCUGUCAAUAGCACACAGGAUGGUCUACACGUAGUUCCCCAGAAUCAGUUCGAGUGGUUUGGCAAUAUCUCCAGGUUUACCUAUACCCCGCCGGUCUCCCUCGCCAAGAUGUUGGUGCUUUGCUGGGCGAUGAAUACACAGGGAAGAACCAAGCACCCAUGCACUAUCACCCUCAUCCAAGCAGGAAUGCCAGAGCGUGUCCAGAGUUGCACCGUGGUAGAGCAGCGUGUCUCUUCCCUUAAAGUAACCUGCACGCCUGGGUUCAAUGGUGGACUUCAGCAGCGGUUUAUUGCAAUGGUGUUGGAACCAGGUGAAAAACAUACUGUUGCUAAUGUGACGGUGGAUGACCCUGAAUUUACCAUCGGAGGCCUGACGCCUGGAUUUGAUUAUACGGUUAAAGUGUUUGCCUUCAACAGCCGCGGCAGGUCGGAGCCCUACAUCCUUGACGGCUUUUCCCUUAAAGUGGCUGAAAAUCGCAUGGAUUCGGGCGACGAGGUGCCGAUUCAAGACGUCUCUCCUCUCCUCGCCCACUUCAUCGGGGUGCUGGCUGCCUUCGUGCUUACCCUCACCGUUAUCAUCGUGGCUACCAAGCUAAAAUGUCGAGUAAGGGCCUUCUCCUUGGGUAGCACCGGAGGUGGCAAAAGCGAGGAGAGUGAUGAUGGCGCUGAAAGUAGAGGUAAUGAAAAGAAGAGUACAGCAGAAGAAAAGUUGAGGGGGAUGAGAAUUCUCGAUUGUGAUGAGAGAGCGAUGGGAACGCUUUCGUUGCAUCAGCAGCAGCAACAACGCCAGCAGAUGCAGCAGCAGUCACCACAGCAAACUCAACAGCACCAACUCUAUUUCGGAGUGCACCCAUCUCAUGAAAUAGGUAAAAACAAUCAAUGAAAACUAGUUAAACAGUUACAGUGCAGGUGACUUGUUUUACGAGAGGAUUUUUACAUAUUUUAUGAAUGUUACGUCC